UGUUUUGGCUUCAUGUUUUGUCAUGUUUCGUGAACUCUUCCUGCAGCCUGAAGGAUCCUUGCUCGCAUUUCUCAUGUGUUACUAAUUUCAGAUUGUAGCGUUCCUUCAUGGGAAUGACCUAAAAAUGACUCUGGGGCCAAAAACAUCCUUCUCGACAUCAAGAGGGAUUCAUCUCGUUUUGAGAUCCCCUCCAGCUCAACUGUUUAGAUUCCUGUCAUCCUAAGAGCGCGUUCUUGCAUUAAGCCUUUGAUUUGGAGAGGCGUAGCUAAAAUAAUGCACUGCUGGAAGAAGCCCAGCAUAAGCGACGAAUCCCCAGGAGCAAAGCUGGGAAAUCUGCCUCAUGGUGAGGAAGUUGAACAAGGUGAAGAAUGGGUGGGUGGAGGAAGGAAACAAAAGGGAGGGCAAUGAGCUCAUACUAUGGAGAUAUUUGAAGGCCUACUGUUCAAUAGCAUUGCCUCUGCUUGUGGUUGUUUUAUGUAUAUCUGUAGCUCUUCUUCUGUGUAGAAGUGCGGUAACUGAUGGGCGCGGCCUCCAACAAUUAUGACUCCGUGUUUUGGAAUGAAGGGAGUGGUGCCAGUUCUUUCUUUUCCAGAACAGUAAAGUUUGGUUAAGAACAAGAAGUGGGAUCUGUUCUGGCUGAAGGAGCAGUCACCACAGAGACUCAACAACAGGCUUUGUGGAGCGGACGGAGAAACAAUGCCCAUCUGAUUGCACUGGAAUGGCUUCUCAAACGCCUGACGGGUGGGAUCAAGGACCUGCAUCCACAUGUGUGGAAGCAGACGGCAGCAGCGAGGUUCAGUUGUGAGGGAAUCAAACCUGGAAACAAUCAGUAAUCUGAUGUAAUCUCCAGCAGUUUUUCAUUUAGCUGCCACUUGAUUUGUAAUGGUGUUUAAUUUAAAACAGCUUGGGCAUAGCUCCAGUUUGAAGCGGCAUGUCAAACCGUGACUCGCUGGGGUUUGGGGACCUGCUUCCCCAGGAUGUGGUCAACAUUUUUGUCCGGGAGAAGAACGGCAAAAGGGGACGAAAGAAGCGAACCCGCUCCCUGGGCAGAGCUUUUGGCUGGUUAAAGAGGAGGAAGAGCAGAAAGCUCUCUGCCAAUGGCCAAGGCCCGGGUCUAGGUCCCGCCCUGGACCUGGCCCUGGACGGGCUCUCUGCUGGCCAGCAAGGAGGAAACAAGGGAGGACACAAAUCUACAAGACAUGCUCAUCCACAAGGAAAUAGUCAUGCUGUAUCAAAGCGAGAAAAUGAGGACCAGACCCUGGCGCCCCCGCCUUUCCUGGAGAAUGUGUUUGUUGAGGCCAGCAGACCCAAGUACCUGGAGGACCUGCACAGCGAGGCCUUGGAAGGACUAAAACUGAUGCAACAGGAAGAGAGCAGUAAAGGAGUGGAGUACCAGGACAAUGAAAGCACAAUUUCAACAGUGACGACUCAAACAGAUGGAGAAAGCGCAGGGUUUGUGACGGACAGCACUCUUCCGGACUCGUCUUCAGUGGUUUCUGCUCAGUCAUCAGUGUCCGCCAUGUCUUCUCGCUCUGGACUCACGAGACAAGAAUCAACAUUUAGACCUUUGAAUUCUGGGAAAAAGGAAAAAGGCAAGAAGAGAAGAAGACAAAGGAGAACAAUUGUGGGGAUCCCACACCACGUACAGAGAGAACUGGGUUUGGACAGAACUGGUUGGAUGCUCAAUCCGCCUUUACAAGAGGAGCAUCUUUACAAUGGAGAGACUGAUAACGGCUUCACCUCUGAUGACCAGCAGAACGCUGAGUCAACAGAGGAAGCUGCUACCAGCAUUACCGCUGUGAAAAACCUUCAGCCUCUCAGCAAAGACAACGUUGAGCAGCUCGGUGCCACCCUUGCUGGUCAUGGGGACGACCUGACGCUGCUGCAUCGCUUCAAUUCUGGUUUAACCCGUGGACAGAGGCCUCAGUCCUUGGCGGUGCCCUGGAUGACCACUGCCUCCGGCAACCAGAAGCUUUCCCCUGGUGCGGUCAUGUCCAUGUCCCCCCAGGCUGCCUACAUGUCCAAAAUCAUCCCCAAUGCGGUGUUGCCACCUUCCAUCGAAGUGGUGGAAAUCAGUCGUGGCCAGAGCCGCAGCAGCGUGCGCACAGUCACCAAAAGCAGCCUGGUGGUGUCCAGUCCGAAUUCCUCCCGCCCUUCCUCGAGAGCCUCCUCUUCCAGAUCUACUUUAUCUAACAUCACCUCUGCUUCCCGCUGCAUUCUUCCUUCUACGUCCGGCAGCUCCCUCUGGAGCAAUUCCGAAUCUUCAGAGACUUUGGUAUCAGACACCUCAACCAUCUUCAGCAGCAGCACUGCACAGCAAAACAAAUCUCCAUAUGGAGAGGCUUCUGCUAAGGAGGACAAAGUUGGCCCAAUUUCAUCCAAUUACAGCCAAAAUGGUAAGAUAGUUCUUAAAGGAGGUGAGAAAAAUGCACAGUUUGGCAGAAGUAUGUCUAUCAAAAAACCAAAAAGGGCUCCGCCUCCUCCAAGCCGCUCUUAUUCCCUUCACAAUAAAAUAAAGCGACGCUCAAGAGAUCUGAUGGAACUUCAGCCCUCCACUUCUGGAAGACCUUCUUUCCAGAGUGAGGAGAACAAUAACAUAAUUGGAUUAUCUUCAGUCCCAUCCAAGAAUGGGGACAGCCCUGGUUACCACGGAGACACAAGUUCUCUAGAUGAGUCUUCUGCCUCCGUGGUCUUCCCAUUUAUCAAGCCUCAUUCACAAGAACCAAAAACAGAGGUCAGAGUGGAAGUGGAAAAAGUUUCUAAAGAAGUUCCACGCGAGAAGCAGGAGAACAAGCGCAAUAAAACCCGUCCUCCACCCACUGGUUCCUCCAAGCAGGAGCCAACACCCUUACAAGUCUCCAAGGAGGUCCAAGGAUCAUCUACAAAACACAAGAAAAGCAUCUUUGCUAAGUGGUUUUCUGGUUCCCAUUCUCCAGCUGUCCCCAAAGCAGAGGCAAAAGUUCAGGAAAAGCCGAAACUCACAGAAGAACUGAAUCCUGAAGCUGGUACAGCCAGCACCCACCCCUCUGUACGGACCUUAAGAGACCUUUUUAACAUCCCACCGUCUCCAAAGGUCCACGCCCCUCCACCUCCUCCACCAGAAGUAUGGGCUCACAGCAAGCGGACGUUCGAGUUGAUCUUUGGACCCCCGGCCCCAAUCGACCCCGCUGCUAUCAUCAAGAAGAAUCCCAAAGACAGACGACAUCAGAGACAGUCCUCCUCUGUCUCCACAGAGGGCUCCACCAAAGGCUCGGUGGUAGAAAGAAAACACAAGAAUCCAGCAGAAAAACUGGAGGCUUCAGACAACCAGUCAUUUCAAGAAAGCAGGGAUUUGAGAACGGAGUGUGACGACAAAAAGAACAAUGAAGAGUUGGAGCAGAAUGAAGGUCUGAAAGAAAAGGACGAGAAAGUGAGAGUAGGUGAUGUGUUGAACGGGAUGUUAGUGAAGGUCAUAGAGAGACGUCAGAGAACAGAAGAGAACCAGAACGUGUUUAUAGAAGGAAAGUCCAGUGUGGGAGAGCUGCCUGCUCCUACAAUAGUUAGCAUUUCCUCCUCCUCACCUCCACCUGAAUCCCACCUUCCUCAUCAUCCCUGCACUGGACAGACCAUGGAUGCUACGUCAGGGCAAGUUGUAUCUCCAGAGUCAUUCUGGCCCCCACCACCCCCACCACUGACACAAAUAGGAAUCAGCGGGUCUGAUGAGGCAGACCUCCCGCUUCCACCUCCACCUCUUUUUGGUGAGGAGGGGCUUUCUUCACCUUCGCCGCCAGAGGCGAAAGCUGCACAUGUCGAUGUCAUAACAGCUAAACCAAAGAACCUCUGUCCUCCUGAGGAGGUGAUGCUUUCACCUCUAAAAAUCCCCCCUCCUCCAUCAUACACAGCUCCUCCUCCACCUGCAGAAGUUUCUCCUCAGCAUGAGGUGGUUCCUGCACCAAAGUCUGAAGCUCUUCCAGGUAAAGAGGUCACCACCUUAGCUACAGCAGCGGAAGAAGCCUCACUCCCUCCAGCAGUAGAAGCCUUCCAUCCCCUUCCAGAUAAGGUUGCUGCUCCGCCCUCUCAAGAAGAUGCCUUUCAAGCUAUAACCCAGGCAGCUCCUGAGAGCAAGCUCACCCCGCCACAGAGUGUCCCUCCUCCACCAUCGUCACUAUCACAGCAGCAAGAGGAGAUCCCAUUGGAACAGGAAGGAGAUUCAUCCAACAGUUUUCCCCCUCAGAUCAUUCCACCUCCUUUAAAUCCUCCUGUUCAAACUGUGUCUGAAAUAACCUCAGCAUCUGAUGAGCCCCCUCCUUCCCCCCCAUGUGACUUUAGAAACUCUCCCGUUCCAAAAUAUGUUGAGGAACCUGCUCCAUCUCCACCCCAAAGCAUCCCUUUACCUCCACCUUUGCCAGAGAGUGGUCUUGUCAGCACUAAGCUGCAGUCUAGUCCUGUUAGUCAAGAGGAUCAAAGUCAAAAGCAGAUGGCUGCAGCUGCUCUGCCUGAAGAACCUUCAUCUCAUAUCACCCCCUCCCUCCUGAAUGCAGUGAAGCUGCGCUCUGUGAGCUGUAGUCCUGAACCUCCUGAAGCUCGUCAGCAGACCUCAGAUUCACACAAGGAAGCCAGUCCCAUCAUCACCCAGACUCUGCUGCAGACUGUGAAGCUACGGUCGGUCAACAACAGCCCAGAGCCCCCCGAAGCUAAAGAUCAACCAGAAACAGAGGUCAAACUGAACCAAGAGCAACCUGAAAGCCAGGCCCCGACCUCGUCUGCUCCUGCUGAUCCUCCGCAGAAACCUGUCAGAAGAAGUUUGAUUCUGGGAGCAUCCACAUCUCCUUCUCCACCUGUCGAUGCUGCUCCACAACCAACCCUACCCACGUCUCAGUCUGUUUCUGCUCCUGAAGCCACAACUGUCUCCAUAGCAAAGCCCUCUCCCCCUGUCGCUGCAUGUCGCUCCAUGAACCUUCAAGAGGCCAUCCGCAUGAGGACAGCAGCCAGAUCAAAGGAGAACCCUUCAUCUAGUCUCAACCUGCACCCAACUUCACCUUCAAACCUUCAGAAGUCCCCAACCAGCACGGCCAACUUUAUCUUCUCUAAAAUCAACAAGAAGGCUGAGGAUAAGACGGUACUGGAAACCAAAAUUCAACCGAGGAACCAGGAGGUUUCUUCUGUUACAAAGAUACCCAGCGUAGAAGAGCCAGUAAAGAAGGAGGCCAAGGUGCCGCCACCUGUUGCAAAGAAGCCAAGAACCGAAAGCAAAGGGGCCGAGAUCAAUGAAGACACGGAGCAAACUGCAGGACAGGAAGCACAGAAAGGUGUCAAAGAACCAGAAGAGUAAAUGGACGAGACAGCAGGUACUGUUGGAAGAAGAACCUCCUGCAUAUCGAGACUGAAGAAGACGUGGGACAACCUUAUCAAUGACUUGGAAACUCUACUGCAAAGCUUUGUGCGACUUAAAAAAAAACGGUGUUUGAACAGAUGAAAUGCCAAUUUCAGAAACCGCUCUGUGUAGGAGUUAUUCGUUAAUGGUGUGGGUCUUCAUUUUGUGCAUUUUACAGAGUUAAUAAUAUAUGUUUUGUUUUUUUAAUUAGAGGGAAUCUUUGUUAUUGCCAGAGAUGCGUUUAAUCUGCCCUCAGGUGUUCAACAGUGAUUGUACCACUGACUUGUCCCCCUGCUGAUGUCACAGCUUUAGUCUUGUGGGAGCUCGUAUGUAAAUAUCGAAGCAUUUUUGUAUAUUUAAAAAAUACCCAGUAUAAUGAUUUGUUUUGUAUGGUUUCCAUGAAAGUUUCCACACCCGUUAUGUUUUUAGAAAAAGCUAUCUUAAGUUAUUUGUCCUGUUCAAAAAGGAGUCUCAUGAGCGGAAUGAGGCACAAUUGAAUUAUAUGAAAGAAAAUUCUACUUUUGCAUCCAGAUAAGCACAUAAAGGAAAAUAUUUUCAGCUGCUUUUUGUUAUAGUAGAGGCAAUAUCUUUAAGUUGCAACUUAAUUUUGAUCAUAUUUCAUAAUAGGUAAACACCGGAGGAAAUAAAAAUCUAAGGAAA
Messenger RNA from Oryzias latipes (Japanese medaka), 6013 nucleotides. RefSeq lists its product as uncharacterized. The record is from RefSeq and is a predicted model, not a curated record. Lineage: Eukaryota; Metazoa; Chordata; Actinopteri; Beloniformes; Adrianichthyidae. Gene Ontology annotation, biological process: cell differentiation.